AGCAGGCCCCACGGCUGCCUUUAUCUUCCUUCUUAUUCACAAUCUCAGCACCCAUUUGCAUACUCCCACAAAGCAUAUCAAUCUUCUCUCUCACUUACCAAAGUCUUUCACUCCACCCUCUCUAUCCACUAAUAAGAAUAUUUGAGACUCGCAGGAUAGAAACUGAGGAAUUAUGUUGUGUAUUUAAAACACUUUGCACAUAAUAUUGCACGUAGCUAGCUGGUGGUGUUCAGUUGAAAAGAGUGGAACUAGAGUAACUAAUUAAUGGGGAUUACUUCUCUACAAGUUUGCAUGGAUUCAUCUGACUGGUUACAGGGCACAAUUCACGAAGAGGGUGCAGUAGGCAUAGAUUCUUCUUCACCAUCUGACGGAGAUCACAUUAAUCUGACAUGCUCAAGGCCCUUAAUAGUAGAUCAAAGAAGGCUAAGACCCCCACAUGACCAUUCCAUCAAAUGCCCUCGUUGUGAAUCUACUCACACCAAAUUCUGUUACUACAACAAUUACAGCCUCUCUCAGCCUCGUUACUUCUGCAAGACUUGCCGUAGGUACUGGACUAAAGGUGGUACUUUACGAAACAUCCCUGUUGGUGGUGGCUGCCGCAAGAACAAAAAAGUUUCCUCCAAGAAAUCUAACUCUAAUAGUGAAAAUUUAGCUACUAAUAAUAGUAGCCAAAAUCUUCCAGAAAUGCCCUUUGCUCAUCAUCAGCUCAUGAGUAGUGCUAACUUUGGGCAUCAUGGUAAUUUCAUGGUUGAAAAUCAAACCCCAAUUAUUGAUUUCAUGGAAAGCAAGUACGAGGCUUUAGUGGGUACUACUUCAAGAAACCAAGAUUUUCUUGGGAAUGGUGAUAAUAUUGGAAUGAUGAGUAGUACUGGAUUUGGUCAUGAUAAUAUUAUUGCACCAAAUUUUCAAUUUGGAAUGACGACCAAUAUGGAUAAUGGGAACAACUUUGGAAUGUUGUUGCCUUACGAAAAUAAUCAUCAUCAUGAGGAACAACAAAAUAUUAACGCAGUUGAUGUGAAGCCAAAUCCCAAGAUGUUGUCACUGGAAUGGCAUGAUCAAGCUGGCAAAGAGUCAUUUGGGUAUUAUUCUGGUAAUGGUGGCCUAGGAUCUUGGACGGGCUUGAUGAAUGGUUGUUAUGGAUCAUCAGCAACGAACCCUAAUUUAGUCUGAAAAUUAAGUGUGAAUUAUUCACUUUGAUUAGUGAAUGUUUGUGAAUUAGGGUUCAUGCUAAUGCCACGUAGUAUCAUGAUGAGUUCAUGUUUUGAGCAUAUUAAUUAGGUAAAGAAUAUUUACCCGUUCUUAA
Molecule: messenger RNA, 1303 nt
Organism: Lycium ferocissimum
Lineage: Eukaryota; Viridiplantae; Streptophyta; Magnoliopsida; Solanales; Solanaceae
Product: dof zinc finger protein DOF5.6
Exons: 2
Coding region: 265-1170 (301 amino acids)
Biological process (GO): regulation of DNA-templated transcription
Molecular function (GO): DNA-binding transcription factor activity; DNA binding
Source: RefSeq, a predicted model, not a curated record